AUGCAUGUGAACGCAUCUAAAACGAAAAGCCUAGUGCUUUGUCAUUCUCCUGCCCGUUGCUCUCUUCAGAUUAACGGAGAGGUAGUGGAGCAGGUGGAGAAGUUCAAGUACUUCGGAAUUGUAUUGUACUGUACUAGUGAUGGAAAAUUGGAGGAAGAGAUCGACCGCCGAAUUGGAGUAGCCAGUGCCGUUCUGCGUGAAUUAGCCCGGUCCAUUUGGCUAAAGCAGAACUCGGUCUGA
Molecule: messenger RNA, 240 nt
Organism: Soboliphyme baturini
Lineage: Eukaryota; Metazoa; Nematoda; Enoplea; Dioctophymatida; Soboliphymatidae
Source: the annotation of a GenBank genome assembly